This is a messenger RNA of Sphenostylis stenocarpa, 303 nucleotides long. NCBI's taxonomy places the organism in Eukaryota, Viridiplantae, Streptophyta, Magnoliopsida, Fabales, Fabaceae. The record is from the annotation of a GenBank genome assembly.
AUGAAUGAUGUUGAUCGUGAAGGUAGCUGGCAAAUGGAGAAUCACGUGGAAUUUCAAAUUUGCAAGCACUCACAUAUGGUCGAUUAUGAUUUCUUACCAAUAGUCAUCGAUAUUGACUCUUCCACAUGUGGUCAUGAAUUGUUCCCGAUCCAUCAGGGCCGUGCAUGGAGAGUAUCAGUAACCCUUCUGUUGGAAAAGCUCGAGUCAUACAUUGUUCUCUGGACAGUUGAAGAGAUUGCUAUCAGCGAUGUGUUACUUGACUAUAGAAUUGUUAUUUCUGAUUCAAAGCAUACUCGAUACUAA